AUAAGUAAAACAACAACAUUUAUAGUUUUACUGAUAACUCAAUGGACUUAAUAAUAAUAUUUUUUAACACAAUAUUUUAAACGCUUAUUAGUGAAAGUUGCUUGUUUAUUUUCGAUAGAUUUUUACUUAUACAAAUUUUUGAAAUUGGUAAUUCCUUAAAUAAUGUUGAUUACAAAGUUUUUUCUCUGGAUUAGAAAUAUUGAAUAGAAUUUUUAUUCUCAGGUGGAUUUUUCAAUUAAAAAAAAAAAAUGUAUACAUAGUUUACUGAAUGAUUAAUUGUUUAUUACUUGUGACCUUCAGGACAUACUAUAUUCUAUUGAACUAUUCGUUUUGUAGUUAACUUAUCUAAUUUUUAAACCAACUUUAAUAUUGUAUAGUGGUACAAUAAUGAUCAUUAAUUAUUUAAAUAAUCUAUUAAUGGAAUCCAAGAAAUUCUAUUCUUGAAUUACGUUUUAAAUUUGAAAGUGAAUGGUCAUUUUUUCGCAAAAAAACUCAUUCUUUAUUAAACGUAGGAAAAAAAUCUUCUCUGAAAUAAUUUCAUUACAAUACAUAAUGUCAUUUUCUGAACAAGUAUUAUUGGAAGAUGAUAGCAUUGUUGCUAAUACUAUACCCAAUGAUACAGAAGUAGCUAUAAGAUAUAUCAAAUCAUUGUUACCUGUUGCAGUAAAACUUAAUUUAAUGCAUCCUCCUGUUAUAUAUGUUCAUCAACUAUAUGAUAUCAUAAACAACAAAGCUUUAGUCAAAAAACAUUUGGAUGAAUUACAAAAUAAAUGCAAAAUACAACAAUUUACUGUAGAUACCUCUGAUUACCCAUCAGCUAUUUUACUCUAUGAAGACUUUGUUGCAUACACAUUUAAAUUAUAUCCAGAGAAUAAAUGUGUCAAGAAAUUCCUUAACAAUAUUUUACCAACACUAAAAUCAUUUGGAGUUGAAAAAAAUGUAUUACGACAAAAACUGAAACUACAACAUCAUGAAAUUACUGAAUUAAUCAACUGUGGUUUACUUUUAAUUCGAAAUCAGGAGUCUUAUUGGAUAUCAUUUCCUUCUUCGGGAAAAUUUAUUAAAAAGUUUAAUGAAGGUAGAAAAUAUAUCAUUCAGAUAAUAAAGCGUCAAAAAUUCCAAGAAAUAUUAGAAAAAAACUUAGAAGUGCGUUGUUCGAAAGUGCCCAAAUUAAGAGAUUUUGGAUACAAGUAUUUUUUACAUGAUAUAAAAGGAUCUGAAGAUGUCAAAACGAUCAAUACAACAUCAGGACAUCUUUUAAGAAUUUCAUAACAACUUUGUAUUUCCUAAACAAAUUUUGUUUUUAUUAUGUACAAUGUACUUUGAAUAUAAGUAUUUAAUAAAAAAUGUUAUUAUGGUUAAA
Daktulosphaira vitifoliae (grape phylloxera) is the source of this 1363-nucleotide messenger RNA. RefSeq names its product serine/threonine-protein kinase 19-like. Gene Ontology annotation, molecular function: protein serine/threonine kinase activity. The record is from RefSeq and is a predicted model, not a curated record. Gene Ontology annotation, biological process: protein phosphorylation; positive regulation of Ras protein signal transduction. Lineage: Eukaryota; Metazoa; Arthropoda; Insecta; Hemiptera; Phylloxeridae. The transcript is spliced from 6 exons. The coding region runs from base 469 to 1272 and encodes 267 amino acids.